UCUCUACACAGUACAGUGGGGUCUGCAGGUAGGCCACUGUUGUGUGUGUGUGUGUGUGUGUGUGAGAGAGAGAGAGAGCGAGAGACAGAGAGAGACAGGCGGCUGAGUCGUUUCUGUGAGCGCGUGGACUGCACCAUCGCAUUCCGUACCCAGGAUACUGUCACCAGCCAUGCCUUUACCCAGUAAGGUGCACCUAUGUUAUUUGAUCUCUGGUAUACCGAUGCAACAUUUCUGAUUUGCAACACCCGUUUUUCACGCUCGACCAAGUCCUUGUUUGAAGGAUUUGAAGACAUCGAUGAUGGCCCUGGUGAUGGAACCUAUAAGCAAAUGGACACCUAAGCAAGUGCUGGAUUGGAUGAAAGGCCUGGAUGACUGUCUGCAGCAGUACAUUAAGAACUUUGAGAGGGAGAAGAUCAACGGGGAGCAGCUGCUCCACAUCACCCACCAGGAGCUGGAGGAGCUGGGGGUCACCCGCAUCGGACACCAGGAGCUCAUUCUGGAGGCUGUGGACCUACUCUGUGCCCUGAACUAUGGUCUGGAGACUGAGAACCUGCGUACCCUAUCCCACAAGCUCAAUGCCUCAGCCAAGAACCUGCAGAACUUCAUCACAGGGAGGCGUCGAGGCGGCCAUUAUGAUGGCAGGGCCUCACGCAGGCUGCCCAACGACUUCCUCACCUCCGUGGUGGACCUCAUCGGAGCAGCCAAGAACCUGCUGGCCUGGCUGGACAGAUCCCCAUUUGUCAGUGUGACAGAGUACUCCUUAUUGAAGAACAACAUUGUUCAACUGUGCCUGGAGUUAACCACCAUAGUACAACAGGACUGCACGGUGUAUGAGACAGAAAACAAAAUUCUUCAUGUGUGUAAAACACUGUCUGGGAUCUGUGACCACAUCAUCUCGCUGUCCUCUGAUUCGCUGGUGUCCCAGUCAGCCCAUCUGGAGGUGGUGCACCUGACCAACAUCCUGCCCAGCGAGGGCCUGGGAAUGUACAUCAAAUCUACAUACGACGGCCUUCAUGUCAUCACUGGGACCACUGAGAACUCUCCAGCUGACCAGUGCAAGAAGAUCCAUGCGGGAGACGAGGUUAUUCAGGUCAACCACCAAACUGUGGUGGGCUGGCAGCUGAGGAACCUGGUGAAUGCCCUCAGAGAAGACCCCAAUGGAGUCAUCCUCACCCUGAAGAAGAGACCUCAGAACACUCUCACAUCUGCCCCUGCCCUGCUCAAGAAUGUACGAUGGAAACCCCUUGCACUCCAGCCCAUCCCCACCAGUCCCAACAGUGACUCCAACACCCCACCCAACAGCAUGGGGACCUUGGAGAUGUCCUCUACGCUGGACAGUGGCCAUGACGUCUUCAUCCUGUCCCCAGUCUCUGGCCUCUAUGGACACAGAGACGAGAUAGGCAUCAUGUCCUGCGAUGACAUCAGCAAGUACAGCAUGGAGAAGAUGGGUAUGAAGGGCUCGGAGUCUCCCAGCUUCUACCUGGACCACGAUGGGGGCAAGUACUUCACGUUGGUGGAGGAGGACUGUCUGGCCCUUGGGCAGGAGUACGAGACUAGGGGUCGCUCCACGGGGGUCCGGCGGAGGGACAGGACACCCACCCAUGGUGACCUCAGGCCAGUUUCCAUGCCAACGGAUUACAACUGGAUGGCAGAGACAAAGGAGCCAAAUAUGUACAAGAGAGGUAGCAGAGACUCAGACAACUCCCUGCUACGUUACCUGAGCGAUGACAAGAUCCUGGUGAUCCAGGAGGAGCCGGAUGUUUCCCGGGAAUGCAAGCGGGACACUGGGCGGCGUUCCCGCAAGAAGAGCCACAAUCCCAGCAGCCCCAGCUAUCCCAUCAGCCCAUCCAUGCUGGCCCCGCCCGUUAGACUGGACUCAGGACCCCCAGAGGGCCUGUCCUUCUCACUGCCUGAGAGCAACACUGUGCCAAUGUACCACAGAGCUGGAGACACACUGAGAGCUGACACUGACAGGUAUGCUAGUUUUGGCAUCGAAAGACAAGGAGGCUCAUCCAUGAGGAAGUCAUUUCACUAUGCGUCUUUAAGGACUAAGACCAAAAAGAGAACCAAAGGUUCUCUGACUAGCGCUAGCCGUAGGCGUAUCUCCUGUAAGGACCUGGGCCAUGGGGACUGUGAGGGCUGGCUGUGGAAGAAGAAGGAUGCCAAGGGCUACUUCACCCAGAAGUGGAAGAAGUACUGGUUCAUCCUCAAGGACUCCUCGCUCUACUGGUACACCAACCAGAAUGACGAGAAGGCUGAAGGUUUCAUCAGCCUACCUGAGUUCCGAAUAGAUAGAGCAAUUGAAUGCAGAAGGAAACAUGCCUUUAAAGCCUGCCAUCCCAAAAUCAAGAGUUUCUUUUUUGCCACAGACUGUUUGGAGGAGAUGAACAGAUGGAUGAACCGGCUGGGGCUGGCGGCGAUUGGCUACACACCUGACGAUAAGGUUCCACGCCCUGAUGAAGAUUACUGGAGUGAGAGUGACCAGGAUGAGAUGGAUGGUUCUAUGACCCUGAAACAAGAGGGCAUGUCAUCUCGCUGUGACACCUACCACCGCACCCCGUCUGUGAACUCCUCCAGUCCGUUCCCUGAGCGCCACUUCUCCAGUGAGUCCACAUACUCCCACUCCUCAGCUGAGGACUCCCGUCCGGACGUCCCCGGGAGCACCCACUCCUCUGGCUGCCGCCCCACCCUCCGCGACACCCAACGCCGCUCCUGGCAGGACCUGAUCGAGACGCCCCUCACCAGCUCGGGCCUCCACUUCCUGCAGACCGUGCCGGGGGAGGGUGACGGGGGCUACGGCAGCGGCCACAUGGGAAUGGGUCAGCUGCUCAUGUCCCCUGAGCGCCGGCGCCAGGCCACACUGCCCGCCCAGAGGCGCCGACAACCUGACAGAGAUGGGCCCUUCCCAUUGGUGGACAUAGAGGAACGCGAACAGCGCCUUCACUGUGCCCACAAGCAGCGCAGCCAGAGCCUGCCCCGGAACAGGGACGUGCAGGGCACCAAGGGCAACCUGUGCUCAGCAGGACCCUCAGAGGAGAGGAGUGAGGACGACGAGGUGCCAUUCAGAAAGCACAACUCCAAGAAACACCAAGAUUCUCGGUCUAAAGAGCGAGGUCAUGAUCAUGAGGGAGUGGAUGGCUUUCAGGAGCUGUAUCGCUCCAUAGAGCGGGCCAGCCUGUCUGCCAUGGGGGAGCAGAGGCCCUCUACCAAACAGGAGUUCAGACGCUCCUUCGUCAAGCGCUGCAACGACCCUGUCAUCAACGACAAGCUGCACCGCAUUCGUGCCCUGCACAGCACACUCAAGGCCAAAGAGGGUGAUCUGGCCAUUAUCAGCCAAGUGCUGGACGACUCCGGUCUAAGCUCCCAGAAGUUCCAGCAGUGGAAGCAGCAGCACCAUGAGCUGUUUGUGGACAUCUGUGAGUUCAGCUCCGCCCCGACAGAGCCUCACCCCGAGGGGUCCGACCUCUCACCCCUGUCCCCACCACUGAUGAUGCACACCCACUCCUUCAUCGAAACGCACGUUUGAGACACGAGUGCUCAGAGACAGAGUAACAAGGAGACACUGUGGAAUCAUGCCAUUAUCUCUUCCCCCCCCAAUCGUUCAUGCAGUCAGGGUCUACCGUCACCAUUCACUAACUGACAAACCAAUCACUGUAAUAUGUGUACAUACUGCGCUGAGGUUAAACAUAAGAGAGUAACGGUCGGUGUAUAUACUGUAUAUUGGAUAAAAUAAGGCCCCCACAGGGUGCCAUUCUGCAUGCCUGAAGAGAAACUAUCAUCCAUUAUCUUUAAAACAGAAAAUGCAACAAAUGAUAGAUUGAAAGAGAACUUAACAACAAAAAGACAAUAACUGUUUUUGGCUGAUGCAAUGCAUUUUUUUCUUCUAUUGUCUUUUUUCUUAUUUCAUUGCUUGCUUAAGAGGAAGUGAGUUUAGUUUUUAUUAAAUGUUUUAUUUCCCCUUUAAUGCUGCUUUAAGAGAGAGCUAUGUAGCGACUAGCUAAUAGGCAUCACUGAUUACAACAAUGCACCCCCUACUGGGGAACCAUGGUACUGUGUGACCCUGAGUCUCUGGAAAGAAAGACCCAAUAUGUGUAAAAGUGUGGAGAGGAGAGGGGUGUGUUAGGAAGAGAGAGUGAGAGAUGGAGGUAUUUGGGCUUUUAGUGUAUGAAGCUCAGUAGAGUUUUAUAAUGCAUUUCUGUUGUAUGUACGGAUGUUGCAUGUUUAACAUGUAUGCAUAAUUAUGUACAUUAUGUACAUUUUGUUUAGCCAAACACAGCUCACCGGAAUGAAACUUUUUACAUUUAUUGAUAUGUCUCUUUGUAGCUAUUAUGAUUUUGCCCAUCAUUAUAGAAUUUGUUGGUGAAAUUUAUUUUUGAAAUCAAACAUCUGCAUGGUAGUAAACAUGUACAUGUGGCCAUUGGGGUUGAGAAAUGUGUUAAAGAAAAAUAUUAUUGUUUGCAUAGCAGCACCCUCUAUUUAAAACUGUGAACUAUAUACUUGUGAAUGCAAUCUUUAGAUUCUGUGACCACAGAAUUGUUUUACUUAUAUUUUUCAUAGAAAAAUGAUAUAAAACACAAAAAGCAUUGCGUCUCCUGAAUGACUGUUUUUGCUUCACUCCAGCUGUUACAGAAGUUACCUCCUGAUCUUCAGGAUUGAUUCAGGUCCUGAGUUCUGUUAAUGUAUUCUGUUCCCUUUCUGUGUCUCUGAUUUUCUAUGUGAAUGUACUGGCUUAUUUUAAAAAGGAUCACGGAAUUGUUGACAGAUAUGUAUCUGCUUAAGUUGUUUAUUUUUACAGGUUGAGAAGUAGUACUUCAAUGUGAUUGCAUUCUACCUGCGCAAAAUACAUGAUCAACAACUCAUAACACAUUUUUAAUUUUUCAAGUUUGACACUUUUUCUAGGCCUAUUUACUUGACUUUAUUUUACUUGUUUCUAUUUUAUUUCUAUAAAAUGUCAAUGAUAAUGUUUUUCUUUGCGACGCUUAAUACUUGUACCUUUGUUCCUGGCAGGAUAUUGACAUUGCUUCAAUUUACCUGCAGUUAUCAUCCAGUGAUGUGUCCUGGUACUUAAAAUGCCUUUAGGUGUCAGUACAUUUGUUAUACAGUAUAAUAUACUUCAAAUUAUACAGUAUAACUACACUGGCCUGGCUACAUGUCAUAUUAGACAUAUAGGCUACUAACACUUCUAAAACGUCCGCAGUUGUUACUCUCAAGUUGUUGCUCUCAAUUCUCAAAUUUUAUGAAUAGCAGUACAUGUAUUGUAGAAUGUAUUUCAUUUAACCAGAAUGUAAUUGUUCUCACAAUGUUUUCAAACAUUGUACAUGAAAUCUGUUCAAUCUGCCCAGGGUUCCACUGUGUUAUUUUGGAGGUGUGCACCUCAUAGUACAACUGCGCAGGUGUGUAGCUAAGAUGUAAGUUGCACUGCGACAUUAAAAAAGGAACAUAUUGCUCUUUUUUGGAAGUAUAUUAUUAUCUGUUUAUCUGUACAUUAACUUAUUAAAAAAGUGUUAUUGAGAAAGAGAAAUAAAUUUAUUCUUCCUAUGAAUCAAAAGUAGCCUUUGUUUCUCAGAAAUAUAUACAGUACGAGGUUGUAAAACUUAAGUUGUAAAACCAAUAAACUGAA
Molecule: messenger RNA, 5620 nt
Organism: Coregonus clupeaformis (lake whitefish)
Lineage: Eukaryota; Metazoa; Chordata; Actinopteri; Salmoniformes; Salmonidae
Product: connector enhancer of kinase suppressor of ras 2-like
Exons: 24
Coding region: 296-3526 (1076 amino acids)
Biological process (GO): regulation of signal transduction
Cellular component (GO): cytoplasm; membrane
Molecular function (GO): protein binding
Source: RefSeq, a predicted model, not a curated record